AAUAACAGGCUGCAACUUCCGCGAUGUCGAGGCCACCAAGACUGUCGAUGUUUGCACGCUACAGAAGAGGACACUGGAGAUGACUGAAUGGCUCAAGCCCACCGCAGGUCCACAGGGCGCGUUGCCGCUUAUUAAGCGCACAACAAUUCAGGCUCGGGCCGAACCAGACUGGAAUACUUGCAACGAAUCUCCUGGACCGGACGGUAUACUCUGGCCCCAGGCUCGGGAUGAUGGAACCCAACAAGCCACAAGGGCUAUUCUUGAGCGACGCAAGCUGGCCCUGGGCCAUGACUACAUUGAAUUCAGGGCCAACGACCUGGAUUUUACCGCCUUUUAUUAUGUCUACAACAUGGGACCCGUAGCCUUAGCCUAUUUCAAUUCUGCCGAGGUGCCAAGUGUUUUACUUGCUUACUAUCCGUCGAACCCAUAUCUACCUCCAGGCGUUUCUUUCAAGCGCGAUGUGCCCGACGAGUCGAGCUUGAACGAGACUUACAUGUUCGAUGAGCCUACUUUCCAGGAGAGAUCGACCUUCCAGACAUGGAACGAUCCUGUUAGGAAGUUGAAUCGAGAAGAAUCCGACAGUGAACUUGCGCAUUCAGAUGGUGAGGUAACCUUCGAUGCUCCAAGUAUAGACAUCCGCGAUAAUGUAGAAAUCCUCGAUGUCACGCGAAAUGUUACUGAUCCUGUGCAUUUCCUCGGGAAGAGGACGGUGAGAAAUUGGUUCAAUGCGGCAUGGCAUCUAUCAAUGGUAACUUGGCCGCCAACGAUCCCGUUCAACGUCGCCAGAGACGUCCGUGAUCAUGGUAAUGAAGCCCACGACCCCGAUCACGAUCCUGACCGGAAUAAAUACGCAAUAACAGCCGACGACUCUUGGGGCCGAGGUCAAACAGUCUACAUUAUGGAUUCAGGUUGGGAUAGAACCGCGGCUGAAUAUUCUGCUAGGGCUGAUGAACUGCCAUUCAAAACUUAUGGCAAGAUGCCUGAUCAGUCUAACCAGAAGGCUCACGGUACCCGGACGACUGCUUUCGCCGCUGGUGCCGCCCUCGGGAUGGCAAAGAACGCUAGAGUCCGUUUUGCUCAAGUUCCUACUAAGGACCGUAACGACAAAACGCCAAGCGUAAACCAGGGUGAAAUAGUUGAGCGAUUUCUCGAGGCUCUGAUAAACAUUGCGAACGACGCUGCCACCCAACCCAAAAAUACCUGCGUUGUCAAUAUGUCUUGGGGCAUAACUCCAAGAACCCCAGUGAGGGCGUACUGGUCCAUUUUUCUUUACCUGAUGCAGGCAAUGGAGAGCAAGUAUGGCUGUGUUUUCGUCGCGGCUCCUGGCAAUAGCGGCAUGGAGGCAAGGCACUAUCCCGCUCUCUUUUGGGACAGAGUUCCGGGCAUGUUUGUAGCCGGCGCUGUCGAUCUCCAGGGCUUCCCGUUUUCGGGGAAUGCUGGGGAAGAUAUCAUCAACAUAUAUGCGCCAGGAGUCAAAGUGCCUCUCGGCGGUGGCAGCUGGGUUACUGGCACGUCUUAUGCUGCCCCGAUUGUGUCGGGCUUCGUCGCGUAUCUUCGUGGACUCCCCCAGUACACUGGAGGAAGAGACCCGACCAGCAUUCGGGCCAAGAUCCAGGAGUGGGCUCGACCUAUUUCUAUCGACCCAUUGUUACCAGACGCAGAUACCACGUCGGGCUAUAAUAUCCUCUGGAAUGGCCAGCGUUUCGGAACCAAUUGCGUAUCGCUGACGAAGAGGAGCAUUCUCGAGCGUCAGUUCGAGGGCGGGGAUGAGGUAGAUGAGAAUGGAGGUUCGUGUCCUAUACGGGGCAAUCCUAGUAGCCCCGGCAACCCAGGCAACCCAGGCAACCCGAGCAACCCUGGCGGAGAUGGGCCUCAAGGACCGCCAGUAGAGUAUAAAAGCGGAGAGCCUGGCCCGAUCUGCUCGACGAACUGCGGAAAGCUCUGUUCCGGCUUCUACUGUAAUCCAACCCCCAGCGGCACGCCGCCUGACUUCACGCCACCGAGGACGACAACGAAGCCCACGCCCACGCCCGCCCCCACGGCGUGUACAGGCUUUUCGACGCUUCAUACCACGACUAUUUGCAACGGAGACCCGCGGGGCGGUUCCUGCAAGACAUCGACGUUGUGCGAGGAUGCCCUUCCAACCCUGCCUCCACACGAGACGCCCCCACCAUUCCCAUCAAACUGUGUGUCAACCGCGACGUGGACAAGCUGCGCGCUUGGAGUUCCCCCGGGAGUUUCCGCUUGUAUCACCGGCUCGUCGUGCGCAGCGACAUCGAUGACACCUGAUCCCACCCCUACACCAACCCCAUCGACAUGGUCGCCGCCUUAUGGCUUACCCACACCACGCCCCAUCCCCGAUGCGUCCCCGUUCUGCAUCGAGGACAAUUGCGGGCUGUACCCGAGUAUCAUGGAUGCCUGCGACAAAGCGGCUGAGGUAUUCAUCAAGUUCCCCGACGAUUCUUACGGGACUGGUGAGGAUGACUUCGUUGGCUCAUGUGUAGAUGGCCAUGACAAGUCGAAUGGCAAGCCUGUGGGCUGCGCGUUGCAGUUUUUAGUCCGAGAAGGUCACCACACUAUCUGUCAUUUCACCGGGCAAGGCGCGGCGCAGUGGUACAGCAACCUCCGGUCAUCGUGCGAGACUUGCGGGCUCUUGGAAAGUGAGGAUACCGGUUGUACCUUGUUGGCGGAAUUUGUGGAGACGUGCGACGGGGUUUUUGGGAAGCACAAACGCAGCCUUCAGUAAAGUCUUGUGUUCCCGCCUGCAAGAGGCUUGCGCUGCACUGUAGAGAGUAUGGGGAGACUUCAAUCAAU
Xylaria bambusicola is the source of this 2814-nucleotide messenger RNA. RefSeq lists its product as uncharacterized. NCBI's taxonomy places the organism in Eukaryota, Fungi, Ascomycota, Sordariomycetes, Xylariales, Xylariaceae. Gene Ontology annotation, molecular function: serine-type endopeptidase activity. The coding region runs from base 80 to 2746 and encodes 888 amino acids. The record is from RefSeq and is a predicted model, not a curated record. Gene Ontology annotation, biological process: proteolysis. The transcript has 8 exons.